This is a messenger RNA of Budorcas taxicolor (takin), 1314 nucleotides long. Its product is annotated as olfactory receptor 4F15-like. Gene Ontology annotation, molecular function: olfactory receptor activity; G protein-coupled receptor activity. Lineage: Eukaryota; Metazoa; Chordata; Mammalia; Artiodactyla; Bovidae. The record is from RefSeq and is a predicted model, not a curated record. Gene Ontology annotation, cellular component: membrane. Gene Ontology annotation, biological process: G protein-coupled receptor signaling pathway.
AUGGGAAACCUUUUUAUAGUGGUCACUGUGACAUCUGACCCUGACUUACACUCCCCAAUGUAUUUUCUGUUAACAAAUCUCUCCAUCAUUGACCUGAUAUUUUGCUCUAUUGCAGCACCCAAGAUGAUCUGUGCUUUUCAGGAAGAAAAAGUCAUCUCCUUUUGGGGCUGUAUAGCUCAGAUCUUCUUUAGCCAUGCUGUGGGAGGCACAGAAAUGGUGCUGCUCAUUGCCAUGGCCUUUGACAGAUAUGUGGCCAUAUGUAAGCCUCUCCACUACCUGACCAUCAUGAGUCCACGAAUGUGCAUUUUUAUUUUAGUCGUUGCCUGGACCAUUGGUCUUACUCACUCAUUGACUCAACUGGCUUUUGUGGUAAACUUGCCCUUCUGUGGCCCUAAUGUCUUGGACAGCUUUUACUGUGACCUUCCUCAGCUCAUCAAACUUGCUUGUACAGAUACCUAUAAACUGGAGUUCAUGGUCAUUGCUAACAGUGGAUUCAUUUCCUUGGGUGCUUUCUUCUUGCUCAUCUUGUCUUAUAUAUUCAUCUUGGUCACUCUUCAGAAACAUUCUUCAGGUGCUUCAUCCAAGGCUCGUUCCACUCUGUCAGCUCAUAUUAUUGUGGUGGUUCUGUUCUUUGGUCCACUGAUUUUUUUCUAUUUGUCAUCCUCUCCUCCAACACAUCUGGAUAAAUUUCUAGCCAUAUUUGAUGCAGUUUUAACUCCUUUUCUCAAUCCAGUCAUUUACACACUCAGGAACAGAGAGAUGAAGAUGGCCCCUCCAGGAACUAAACCUGAAGCUCCUGCGCAGGCUGACGCUCCAGCACAGAAAGACAGCUGGGUGAGUCUUCUGUAUGUCUGGUGCCCUAGAGGUGGCAGCCUGUCAAGAACUGUCUCUCCAGUUGUUACAGUCCUGAGAGAGCGAGGAACGCAAGGCCCGGCGUCCUCAGAGCAGGUGAUCCCCCAGGGUUAUCCGUGGACACCCGCUGUGUGUGAACGCCCUGGGAAGACCCCGGCAGCGCCAGCGGGGCGGGAGCCUGAAGAUGGCGCAGCCAGUCUCGCUCCCGGAGGGCGCCCUGCAGGCCUGCCGUUGUUUGUCAGACCACCAGCCUGCCCACCCCAGGCCACCCUCCAGGACAAGCACAAAGCAAAUGAGCUUCUCCUGCAACUUCUGGGCGGCCCUGGAUCUGCUGUUUCUGAGCUGGGCCCUGGGCAGGAGGUCCUCAGUCAGUUUUCAGAGGAAGUUGUUCCACAUGAAGCUGUAAACCCAUUGCGUCUACAGAAGGAGCAGAGUCCUCCUCCUGCUAUGCCGUCAUCUUGA